AACGUCUCAAGAAGUCAGCCGGCCGAGGAAGAAAGACUCUGUAAGAUAGAGAGAGAGAUAAAAAGGAGAGCUUUGAGAACAUUGGUAAAAGCUCACAACCAUUGAUUUUUUUUUAAGGGCAGGCUUCAGAUUUGAUACCCACUUCAUUAUCAGUCUUCUUAAUCAAAUUGACAAUAACACACUUUCAAAAGAGAUGAAGUUUUAGAACUCCUUCAUUCGUUUUUCUCUGAACUAGGUCGUUCUAAUUUGGAGACACACACACAGAGACUGAAAGAUGCUGGCCUUCAAGGGAUUCUGGACCAAGAAGAGACUUGUGGGUCUUGGGUUAGGGCAAUUUCUUUCACUUUUAAUAACUUCCACUGGUUUUUCAUCAUCAGAGCUUGCUAGAAGAGGAAUCAAUGCACCAACAUCCCAAUCAUUCCUAAAUUAUAUUCUUCUAGCAUUAGUUUAUGGUGGCACUAUGUUGUACAGGAGGACACCUCUCAAGGCAAAAUGGUAUUAUUACAUUCUUCUGGCGUUGGUAGAUGUGGAAGCAAACUUUCUUGUCGUGAAGGCAUAUCAAUACACACCAAUAACAAGCGUUAUGCUGCUGGAUUGCUGGGCAAUACCUUGUGUGAUGCUUCUUACUUGGGCUUUCUUGAAAACUAAGUAUAAGUGGAGGAAAUAUUUGGGUGUUGCUAUUUGCAUUGGUGGUCUUGUGAUGGUUGUCUUUUCAGAUGUGCAUGCAACGGACCGGUCAGGUGGGAGCAACCCACUUAAAGGUGACAUGCUUGUAUUUGCUGGUGCAACACUUUAUGCUGUCAGUAAUGUCAGUGAGGAAUUUCUGGUGAAAAGUGCUGAUAGAGUUGAACUCAUGGCAAUGCUAGGGUUUUUUGGUGCUAUAGUUAGUGCCUGUCAAAUAUCGAUACUAGAGCGCAAUGAGCUUAAAUCUAUCCACUGGUCUGCCGGUGCAGCACUCCCUUUCUUUGGAUUUUCACUGGCUAUGUUUAUGUUUUACUCACUUGUUCCAAUAUUACUCAAGAUCAAUGGAUCCACAAUGCUUAACCUAUCAUUGCUGACUUCAGAUAUGUGGACUGUUGUUAUCCGAAUCUUUGCGUACCAUCAGAAGGUUGAUUGGAUGUAUUUCCUUGCUUUUGCUGCUGUGGCUGUUGGACUUGUUGUUUAUUCAAUAGAUGAUAAAGAAGAAGAUCAGAACCGGGCAGAUGUUGCUGAUGAGGAGGUUGAGAGAAGUAAGCGUUUUGACGAGGAAGAUGGGCUGCAAAAUCAGGGUCAAAAGAGCAUAGCUGGAAGCUCGGGAUCUGGAGAAACUUACAACAAAAAUGAUUCUGCUUCUAGCAUUGUCGAAAAUAUGGACAAUGUUGCAAACAAGAAGUUGGGGAAGAAUACAUUAGAGAAAAGGUUUUGAUUUUUUCAAUAUGGGAAAUGGUACUUCAAUCAAUUGCCAAAUCAAGCAUCAGAUCUGAAGAGUUCCAGUAAAGAAAUUAAGGGUUAUCAAGAUUGUUUAAAGUUUUUAUUAGCUUUUGAUUAUAUAUAUGUAUAAUUUUUUUGGGGUCCAAAUUUUGAUUUAUUGACUGACAAUUGGAUACUGAUCCAACAUAAGUGGAAUGCAUUGUCAAUUAUAAACAUGGUCUAGUUUUGAUCAUAAUCUUAUUAGUAAAAACACUUUCCCUA
Messenger RNA from Impatiens glandulifera, 1671 nucleotides. RefSeq names its product solute carrier family 35 member F1-like. Lineage: Eukaryota; Viridiplantae; Streptophyta; Magnoliopsida; Ericales; Balsaminaceae. The transcript has 11 exons. Gene Ontology annotation, molecular function: transmembrane transporter activity. The record is from RefSeq and is a predicted model, not a curated record. The coding region runs from base 275 to 1405 and encodes 376 amino acids. Gene Ontology annotation, cellular component: membrane. Gene Ontology annotation, biological process: transmembrane transport.